AUGGGGAUUCGUGGUGGCCGUGGGACGCGAGGUACAGAUCCUCCACCGCCUGAUCCGGUUACUGCAGUUCUGAAUGCUCUGCAGGCAGAGACGGUUGCUAAUAGAACAAUGACAGAGAACCUGAUGAAGAAUAAUCAGGACAUGUUGCAUGCCUUCAUGACUGAGAUGAGGGCUGAGAGAGCUCAGCAUAGGAGGGAUGAUUCUCCUCCUCAUACGGCUACGGUGACUCCUAUACCUACGCCAUCUGUUACUCCCCAGCAUAGGGAGAGUGGAGCUAGUCAUCACACUGGUGAGGCUAGUCAACCUACUAUGUUUGUUGAGCCAUCUAUUAUUGAUGAACAGUAUGACGAGGGUGUUAUUGAGGAGAGGAGACUUAUUUCCUUUCGUAAACAUAAGUCUCCUACUUUUCUGGGGUCUAAAGACCCAAAAGUGGUCACUACUUGGUUGCAAGGUAUGGAUAAAAUUUUCCAAGUUAUGAGAUUUCAUGACCCUCAGAAGUUUCGGUACUCUGUUUAUAUGCUGGAGGUAGAUGCCCAUGAGUGGUGGUACGACGUUUCUAGGCCUUUUGUGAUACAAGGGCAAGAACUUACUUGGGACCUAUUUGAGAAUUUGUUUCAUGAGCAAUACUUUCCUAGGGAUGCUAGGGAAGCCAAGCAGGGUGAAUUUGAUUGUCUGGUCCAAGGCUCUUUAUCUAUUGAUGAAUAUACUGCAAAGUUUAAUGAACUAGUCAAGUUUGCUAAUUAUGGUGGGACUCUGCCUACCUCGGAAUUCUUAUCUGCUAAGUUUCAGAGGGGACUUAAUGAGAAGAUUGCAAAGCGUAUGUCUAAUACAGCCGUGAGGAAUUUUGCUGAUCUGAUUACCCAGUGUAAACGGGUAGAGACUGUUUAUAGUAGAUAUCUGAAAUCUUCUACUUUUGGUGAUACUGAGGUCAAGAGGACCAAUGGUACUGAUGUUAAAUUGAAAAAUAAUAAGGAUAAAGGUUUACGGGUGAAGCAAUCUGGUGAUGAGUUCAAGAGAAAUGGUAAUAUUGACAGAAAUGAAUUCACAUUCCCUAAAUGUGACACUUGUGGGAAACACCAUGGGGGUACUUGUUGGUUUACUACAAACACGUGUUUCAAAUGUGACAAAUUAGGCCACUUUGCUAAUGUGUGUCCAACCAGGAUAUCUCAGAUUGUAAGUGUACAAGCAAUUGAUGGGACUCAAGCAGGAGGUCGGACUUAUAUAUUAGAGCCUUUUACUGGGGAGGAAAACCUCAGCAUAGGUAAAGGUAUGAAAUUUUAG
This is a messenger RNA of Gastrolobium bilobum, 1281 nucleotides long. RefSeq lists its product as uncharacterized. Lineage: Eukaryota; Viridiplantae; Streptophyta; Magnoliopsida; Fabales; Fabaceae. The record is from RefSeq and is a predicted model, not a curated record. The transcript has a single exon. Bases 1 to 1281 code for a protein of 426 amino acids. Gene Ontology annotation, molecular function: nucleic acid binding; zinc ion binding.